ACGAAUCCAUUGUCAAUGUAUUGAAGAGAAAUCUUGAUGUGCUCCUUCAGCCACAGAAACAAACGUGUUUUUGACUGCUGUAAAUAACAAACGAUUGUGAUCGAAAUAAUUAUUCCUUUUGUUCUGCUGCUGUUGUUAAUUAUGAUUUGGGACUAUAGAAUGAAACGAGGUGUAAGAAGUAGUGUACCACAACGUGUGAAAACACAAGUUGUAUGAAGAAAUUUGAAGUAGCACCACUCUCUAGUGGUGAUGAAGAUGAUGGAGAAUCCGCUGUCUUGAGCUUGGAUAGCUCGUUCUUGGUGACUUCUGACUCUGAGGAUAGUUUGGUCCUCCGUGACUUCGGUAGGGAUAUGAUCACUGAUCUUCAAGAGACUCCCCUGCCGAAGGAAUUAGAACUUCGUGCUGGUUCUCAACCACUGGAGUACGCCCUGUGGACAAAAGUUGAGCUAAGUCGAGGAAAAAGAUUUGGUCCGAUUCCUGCUCAGCUCAAAGAUUCCCAGCCCCCUAGCUCGGAUGUAUGGAGGGUGGUGGAUGAGAAUGGUACAGUAAAAGCGUGGGUAGACACCUUAGUAGUGAGAGAAGGGCAGUGGACAACAUUUCUUAGGAAAUCGGACAACGCCCAGGCUCGGAAUGUUAGCCCAAUAUUCUUCGGAGGACAGCGAUGCGUAAAUCAAAGAUAUGACAAUUUGGAUUUGGAUGAUUACGAUGACAAAAAUGAUGCUGAUACCAAUCAUGGAGCUCAUGACGAUGAUGUUGAUGAAGAUGGUGAUGACGCAGACGACGACAUGGAUCAAGAUCAUGAUAUUGAUUAUGACGACAAUCAUAACGCUAACGUUGCUGAUGAUGAUGAUGAUGACGUUGCUGUUGUUGAUGGUGAUCAUGUCAAUGAAGAUUAUGUUGAUGACAACGAAGAUGAUGAUGUCACUCAUGAAGAUAAUGAUGAUGAUGAUGUCGAUAAUGAUCUAAACGUGCAGAAUAAUGAAGAAACUGCGAAAAAUAAACUGAAUCAGUUUGAACAAGCAUGUGCUGAUCCAGCAAACGAGAAAACACCUGCUAAAAGUGCAGAAACUCCCAAAGAACAGAACGCCUGGAA
Molecule: messenger RNA, 1093 nt
Organism: Stegodyphus dumicola
Lineage: Eukaryota; Metazoa; Arthropoda; Arachnida; Araneae; Eresidae
Product: histone-lysine N-methyltransferase MECOM-like
Biological process (GO): regulation of gene expression
Cellular component (GO): nucleus
Molecular function (GO): protein binding
Source: RefSeq, a predicted model, not a curated record